Cottoperca gobio is the source of this 1211-nucleotide messenger RNA. RefSeq names its product neuralized-like protein 4. Gene Ontology annotation, molecular function: ubiquitin protein ligase activity. The record is from RefSeq and is a predicted model, not a curated record. The transcript is spliced from 2 exons. NCBI's taxonomy places the organism in Eukaryota, Metazoa, Chordata, Actinopteri, Perciformes, Bovichtidae. Bases 20 to 325 code for a protein of 101 amino acids.
UACUGGCCGCCCACUGAAGAUGGCGGCGGAGCUGCAUCCGCGGAGCGGAAAGCUGAUCGGCCUGUCUAACUCCAACCGAACCGCCCGGCGCAACCAGCCAGUCCAGGAGUUUAACCAUGGCCUGGUGCUUAGUAAGGAGCCGCUGAGGGACCGGGAUGUCUUCACCGUCCGUAUUGACAAGAAGUGCCUGAGCUUAGCUGCAAUCACAGCAGACCAGACAAGUUCCCCGACAACCUGGAGCCUGACACAGGUAAGUGGGAAUCCUCCUCAGAUCAUUGGAUGGAUGUGUAUGACCAGUAGUGACGUCUUCCUCUCUCUCUUAUGAUAUUAACUACCGUAUGUAUUAAUUAAUGAUAUAAUUAACUGCUGAAUGUAUUUGUAUACUACUGUCAAGAAGUGUUAUGUACUGAAUGUAUACUAUGCUCGGGUAAAAAGUGAGUGAAAGCAUGCUAGAGGUACGCUCCUCCACAAGAGGGCGACUGAAGAGUCACUAGGAUGACAUCAGCACUAAGGUGUGGACAAGCCUAUAUGCCAACAAGGGGCCAAUAGGACCUGGCCCCAGCCAACCAAUGAGAAGAGGACUCCUCCAGAAAUGACAGCAUUUCAUCUCGUUGUGUCGGAGCGGCCGGUUGGUCAUCACCACGCUGUUAUUAUCACUCCUCCUCGUGGGGGAGCAGCAGUGGAACAGGGACAACAGGAGGAGGGGGUUCUGGAGAAAGUGGAAGUACUAACAACACUCUUGCUGGUAACGGAGGGGUGGGGCUGGCGGCUGUGACAGGUGUGAUGACCACCAACGACGCGCUGCUCUUGUGGCACACUAGUCAAACUGAGCAACAACAACAAGACUGCUGGACGAGUUCAAUAACGGCGUGGUGAUGACCAACCGGUCGCUCCGACACGAGAUGUUUGAGGUGUUUACAAUCACACGACUCGUACAUGAAAACUAUAGUUUUGUGGGACCAACAGAUCAUUAUAUUAUAAGUACAGUAGCAUAUUCUUACAUUUCGAGAACCAGCAAACAUGUGGCGUCUCGACGCGAUGAAUGAUUUCAAAUGUCAAUGUAUUAAUUUGAUUUCCAGCUGUUUUGAGCACGACUAGAAGAUGAGAUAUUUUAGUUGCUAGUAAUGUCAAUAUGAUGCAGGCACAGACAAAGAAUCAGAAACAUUUUACUGUUAUUCAUUCAUGAAAAUUAAAUAAACAUUUAACCCUCU